Messenger RNA from Ananas comosus (pineapple), 3145 nucleotides. RefSeq names its product disease resistance protein RPM1-like. Gene Ontology annotation, biological process: defense response to other organism. The transcript is spliced from 4 exons. Gene Ontology annotation, molecular function: ADP binding. The record is from RefSeq and is a predicted model, not a curated record. The coding region runs from base 53 to 2974 and encodes 973 amino acids. Lineage: Eukaryota; Viridiplantae; Streptophyta; Magnoliopsida; Poales; Bromeliaceae.
UCAACUAAUAUAGAUAGAUCACAACGCCAUUUAAGUUAAGUUAAUUAGGGAGAUGGAAGGUGCUCUUGUGAGCUACGCUACUGGCACAGCAAAAGCAGUUCUGCCGAAGCUAGCGGGCCUGCUGGAAGAAGAAGUCCGAUUGUUGAAAGGCUUGCGCGGCGAGAUCCAGUUCAUGAAGGACGAGCUGGAGAGCAUGACCGCUUUCCUGAUCCAUCUAUCGGAGAAGCGCGACUACGACACCAAGAAAGUGAGGACUUGGAUCAAGCAAGUGCGCGAGCUCUCAUAUGACAUUGAGGACUGCAUCGACAAGUUCAAGUACCGCGUCGAUGCGCCCGGACGCAUGCGCAGCUUCGUCCGCUCUCUCCUCAGCAACUGCACUCCCACCCCGAGGAUGGUGACGGCUCGUCAUUUUAUCGCGACCGAGAUUCAACUGCUCAAAAUCCGUACUCGAGAUGUCAACGAGAGGCGCGCGAGGUAUGACGUGACCAUUUCUACGUCGGAUGACAAAUCUGGUGCAGCCACCAUUUACAGCCCAGAAGUACACCGUGAGAUGCCUGGGAAAGAAAAAAGUAAGAGCAUGGGCAUUUUCCGAUUUCCAUUUUCCUUGGGCACGUGGAAACGUGGGGUCGAACGUACAACGUCGUUGAGAACGUCCCAACCCGAACUUGUGGGCACUGAAGUGCCCGAGAGGGGGAUUCUCAACCUGUUGAGAGAGCAGGGGACUCAACUCCAGGCGAUCGCCAUCGUCGGCUCCGCCGGCUCGGGCAAAAGCACUCUCGGCAUGCGCGCGUUCCAAAGCGCCGAAACGGCUGAAAGCUUCCAGUGCCGGGCUUCAACCACCGUAUCUCAGACGUUCAAUAUAAAAACGAUUCUCUGCGAUCUCACAGAGCAGGUUGGACCUCCCUUACCUAAAAAGGAUUUGGAGACUAAGGCGCUUGAGGACAAACUGAGAAGUAACUUGAAAGAUAAGAAGUAUCUCAUCGUUCUUGACGAUAUAUGGUCCAUAUCGGCAUGGAAAAGCAUUCAAGCUGCCUUACCCGACAACAACAAGGGUAGCCGAAUAAUAGUAACCACGCGAAAUAAAGAUGUAGCCAACAGUUGCUGCUCUCCCUAUCCCGGCUCCAAUAUCUACGAGAUUAAACCUCUAUCAGAGGAUGAUUGUCGGGAGCUCUUCUUCCGGUUAGUAUUUCGCCCAAAUGGCACUUGUCCUCCAGAAUUAAAACGCAUUUCCAACGACAUCAUACGAAAAUGCAGGGGACUGCCCCUAGCGAUAGUCAGUAUUGCCAGUCUUCUGGCUAGUAAGCCGAGUAAAACUAGGGACGAAUGGCAAAAGAUUUUGGACAGGUUCGGUUCCGAACUCGAAACAAAUCCUAUGUUGGAGAGUAUGAGGCACAUACUGACCCUCAGCUACAACGACUUACCCUACCAUCUCAAGGCAUGCGCCUUGUACUUCGGUGUCUUCCCGGGGGCUGGUAGUAUUAGAAGGAAAAGAAUGGUGAGACGAUGGAUUGCUGAAGGCUUUGUAAGCGAAAUGGUCGGACAGAGUGUAGAGGAUGUCGCGGAGGGCUACUUUGAUGAGCUUGUCGGGCGCAGCAUUAUCCAGCCCGUCGAGAUCAGUCUCGACAGCAAGGUGAAAAGCUAUGCGGUCCAUGCCAUGAUGCUUGAGGUCAUUGUCUCCCUGUCGAUCGAGGAGAAUUUUGUGACUAUAUUCGGCGGCCAAUAUAUGACGAUGAUGCGGCACAACAAGGCGCGUAGGCUGUCCCUCCUUCCAGGCAGUGAUGAUCCGUCGAUGGUCAAUACAAGGAGCUUAUCUCAUGUCCGUUCGCUGACGAUGUUCAGCGACUCCAAACCGCCACGUGUGAUCCCUCCUCUCUUGCGGCUCCUAAGGGUGUUGGAUCUGGAAGACUGCCUAUGUAUCAAAGACGCCCAUCUGAAGAAUGUCUAUAAAUUAUAUCAUCUCAAGUACUUGGGUCUUCGGAACACCGGCGUUUCGAAACUCCCGAAACAAAUAGGGGAGCUAGAGUUCUUGGAGACGCUGGACAUACGGCGCACGGCCAUAGGAGACCUACCGGCCGGAGUUGUCUACCUCCGGUCUCUGAAGCAUAUUCUUGCGGGAUCUACGAGUAGCUUUCUCUACGGCGAUGGCCAGUCGGACUGGUGCAAACCCGUGCGCUUGCCUUGCGGAGUUGGUGACAUGACAUCGCUGCAAACGCUAGCCUAUGUUGAAACCAAAGAGAACGCUGAUAUAGGCCGCCUGACCCAGCUAAGGAAGCUGGGCAUCGUCUCCCAGCGCGAAGAAGGAUGGGAAGAUUUAAACAAGUCUCUUCAAAACUUGAGCAGCUGCCUCCGUUCUCUUGUGUUGCACAAUGUAGGAAGUAAGCCAUCACUGGAGUCCUUGAAAUCGAUAUCAGCAUCAGCCCCUUCUUCCCUCCAGAGCAUUGAUCUCAACGGCCGGCUAGGAAAAUUGCCUCCAUGGAUCAGCAAGCUAGAGAUGCUCUCCGAAGUAACUCUUCGCAACACUCGCUUAGGCAAAGACGCAAUAGGAGAGCUCGGAAAGCUUCAGAGCCUCCUAUAUCUCAGGCUCUAUGAUGGUUCGUAUAACGAAAGAAAUCUGGGAAUUUCUGAGGGAGCUUUCCCAUCCCUCAAGUUGCUGAAAGUUGUUGACUUGGUGACGAUUAAGAUGGUCAAGUUCAAUGAAGGAGCGGCGCACAAGCUCGAAAAGCUUAUCUUAUGUUUGAAGGGGACGGACAAACAGGAGGUGGACAUACAGGGGAUGGAGUAUCUCGGCAGCCUCAAAGAAGUUGAACUGCUUGGAUUCGAUGGUCCGGUAGAUAAUGUGCUUGCGAAACGAGUUACGGAAGCAGCCGGAAAGCAUCCAAGCCAUCCCAAUAUUAAGAUGCCCCGCAGAGGUGGAACCAAGGACGACCAAGUAGUCAUACCGGUAACUGAGGCAAUUGAAAUCGAUAGAAUAUAAUAAAAAGGAUACUCGAGGAUCCGAUCUUGUUUACUUUUUCCGGUGUCUGUCGGUCUAAAUAAAUAAAGGAUGCAAAAAAGGUUUGAAGAAAACAAAAAUUAAAGAGCAAAAAUAACAAGAGGAUUAACUGCGAAAAAAAAGGAGUUGUGGCAUAGCGUAUCUUUAAUUACA